Fusarium subglutinans is the source of this 477-nucleotide messenger RNA. RefSeq lists its product as uncharacterized. The transcript has a single exon. The coding region runs from base 1 to 477 and encodes 158 amino acids. The record is from RefSeq and is a predicted model, not a curated record. Lineage: Eukaryota; Fungi; Ascomycota; Sordariomycetes; Hypocreales; Nectriaceae.
AUGGUCUUUGAGAUACUCAAGCGUUACCGCAACCGCGACAGCGAACGCAACCGCGACAGUGACCGUGACCGCGACAGUGACCGUGACCGCGAUAGUGACCGUGACCGCGAACGCAACGAAGACCGCCGUGAACGUCGUGAUCGCAGCGAUAGCCUUGAACUUAAAAAUAUCCCUCGUGGCCGCGAAACCUACGAACACAACAUCAACCCGACUCUGGUCUUCGGACUAGAUCGCCUCCGCGAUGGCCUCGACCUUGUCUAUGGCCGCAACGCCUUCACUGUCUUUGGUGACAUCAUGCAGCUUACCGUCCGGGUCCGUCUUCCCAAGCCUGAGAACUUGGUCGCUCGUCUUCAGGAUGAGGGCUUUCUCCGUCGUGAGCCAGUUGAAGUACUCCCUCCGGCUGUGAAGAAUCAGAUCAAGGAAAACGGUUGGUACCAGAUGCGUCCUUAUGAUCAGGAGGAGUCUUAUGAAGGGUAA